Molecule: messenger RNA, 3665 nt
Organism: Melospiza georgiana
Lineage: Eukaryota; Metazoa; Chordata; Aves; Passeriformes; Passerellidae
Gene: JAG1
Product: jagged canonical Notch ligand 1
Exons: 26
Coding region: 1-3654 (1217 amino acids)
Biological process (GO): heterophilic cell-cell adhesion; multicellular organism development; cell communication
Cellular component (GO): plasma membrane; protein-containing complex
Molecular function (GO): calcium ion binding; Notch binding
Source: RefSeq, a predicted model, not a curated record
AUGCGUGCGCCCCGGCGGGCAGCCGCGGCGGCGUGCUCCAUCCUCCUCACCCUGCUCCUGGCGCUGCGGGCCCAGGUGACUUUAGCGUCGGGACAGUUCGAGUUGGAGAUCUUAUCCAUGCAAAAUGUGAAUGGUGAACUGCAAAAUGGAAAUUGCUGCGAUGGCACCCGAAACCCAGGAGAUAAAAAAUGCACCAGAGACGAGUGUGACACCUAUUUUAAAGUUUGUCUGAAGGAGUAUCAAUCGCGGGUCACUGCUGGCGGUCCUUGCAGCUUCGGAUCCAAAUCCACUCCUGUCAUCGGAGGAAAUACCUUCAAUUUAAAGUACAACCGGAAUAAUGAAAAGAACCGGAUCGUUAUCCCCUUCAGCUUCGCCUGGCCGAGAUCCUACACACUGCUUGUCGAGGCGUGGGAUUACAAUGAUAACUCCACAAACCCCGAUCGCAUCAUCGAGAAGGCGUCGCACUCGGGCAUGAUCAACCCCAGCCGGCAGUGGCAGACGCUCAAGCACAACGCGGGCGCCGCGCACUUCGAGUACCAGAUCCGCGUCACCUGCGCCGAGCACUACUACGGCUUCGGCUGCAACAAGUUCUGCCGGCCCAGGGACGACUUCUUCACGCACCACACCUGCGACCAGAACGGCAACAAGACCUGCCUCGAAGGCUGGAUGGGACCUGAGUGCAACAAAGCUAUUUGUCGUCAGGGAUGUAGCCCCAAGCAUGGUUCUUGCACAAUUCCAGGAGAGUGCAGGUGUCAGUAUGGAUGGCAAGGCCAGUACUGUGAUAAGUGCAUUCCACACCCGGGAUGUGUCCAUGGCACUUGCAUUGAACCAUGGCAGUGCCUCUGUGAAACCAACUGGGGUGGUCAGCUCUGUGACAAAGAUCUGAACUACUGUGGAACCCACCCGCCCUGCUUGAACGGUGGUACCUGCAGCAACACUGGCCCUGACAAAUACCAAUGUUCCUGCCCUGAGGGCUACUCAGGACAGAACUGUGAAAUUGCGGAGCAUGCCUGCCUCUCCGACCCUUGUCACAACGGGGGAAGCUGCCUCGAGACAUCCAUGGGAUUUGAAUGUGUGUGUGCUCCUGGCUGGGCUGGACCGACCUGCACUGACAAUAUUGAUGAUUGUUCUCCAAAUCCCUGUGGUCAUGGAGGAACUUGCCAAGAUCUAGUUGAUGGAUUUAAGUGUAUCUGCCCACCUCAGUGGACUGGCAAAACAUGCCAGCUAGAUGCCAAUGAAUGUGAGGGCAAGCCCUGUGUCAAUGCCAACUCCUGCAGGAACCUGAUUGGCAGCUACUACUGUGACUGCAUUACUGGCUGGUCUGGCCACAACUGUGACAUAAAUAUUAACGACUGUCGUGGACAAUGUCAGAAUGGAGGAUCCUGUCGGGACUUGGUUAAUGGUUAUCGGUGUAUCUGUUCACCUGGCUAUGCAGGAGAUCACUGUGAGAAAGACAUCAAUGAAUGUGCAAGUAACCCUUGCAUGAAUGGGGGUCACUGCCAGGAUGAAAUCAAUGGAUUCCAAUGUCUGUGUCCCGCUGGUUUCUCAGGAAACCUCUGUCAGCUGGACAUAGAUUAUUGCGAGCCAAAUCCAUGCCAGAACGGCGCCCAGUGCUUCAAUCUUGCCAUGGACUAUUUCUGUAACUGCCCCGAGGAUUACGAAGGGAAGAACUGCUCCCACCUGAAGGAUCACUGCCGCACCACUCCGUGUGAAGUAAUUGACAGCUGCACUGUGGCAGUGGCUUCCAACAGCACACCCGAAGGGGUUCGCUACAUCUCUUCCAACGUUUGUGGUCCUCACGGGAAGUGCAAGAGCCAGGCGGGUGGAAAAUUCACCUGUGAAUGCAACAAAGGAUUCACCGGCACCUACUGUCAUGAGAAUAUCAAUGACUGUGAAAGCAACCCCUGUAAAAAUGGUGGCACUUGCAUUGAUGGCAUCAACUCCUACAAAUGUAUUUGUAGUGAUGGAUGGGAAGGAACAUAUUGUGAAACGAAUAUUAACGACUGCAGUAAAAACCCUUGCCACAAUGGAGGAACUUGCCGAGACUUGGUCAACGACUUCUUCUGUGAAUGUAAAAAUGGGUGGAAAGGAAAAACUUGCCACUCCCGUGACAGCCAGUGCGAUGAGGCGACGUGCAACAAUGGGGGGACGUGCUACGACGAGGGGGACACUUUCAAGUGCAUGUGUCCUGCAGGAUGGGAAGGAGCCACUUGUAACAUAGCGAGGAACAGCAGCUGCCUGCCAAACCCCUGUCACAAUGGUGGUACCUGUGUGGUCAGCGGGGACUCCUUCACUUGUGUCUGCAAGGAGGGCUGGGAAGGACCCACGUGCACCCAGAACACAAAUGACUGCAGUCCUCAUCCUUGUUACAACAGUGGCACUUGCGUGGAUGGAGAGAACUGGUACCGCUGUGAGUGUGCUCCAGGCUUCGCCGGGCCUGACUGCAGGAUCAACAUCAACGAAUGCCAGUCCUCGCCCUGUGCCUUUGGAGCCACGUGUGUGGAUGAAAUUAACGGGUACCGUUGCAUUUGCCCCCCGGGUCGCAGUGGUGCAGCAUGCCAAGAAGUUACAGGAAGGCCUUGCAUUACCAGUGCUCGAGUCAUGCCAGAUGGGACUAAGUGGGAUGACGACUGCAAUACCUGUCAGUGUCUGAAUGGAAAAGUCACCUGUUCUAAGGUUUGGUGUGGCCCUCGGCCCUGUGUGCUGCACGGCAAGGGCCCCGGCGAGUGCCCCGCCGGCCACGCCUGUGUCCCUGUGCGGGACGAUCACUGCUUCACCCGCCCGUGUGCCGCCGUGGGGGAGUGUUGGCCCUCCAACCAGCAGCCUGUCAGGACCAAGUGCAACUCCGACUCCUACUACCAGGACAACUGUGCCAACAUCACCUUCACCUUCAACAAAGAAAUGAUGGCCCCAGGCCUUACCACAGAGCAUGUUUGCAGUGAAUUGAGGAAUCUGAAUAUUCUGAAGAAUGUUUCUGUUGAAUAUUCCAUCUAUAUUACCUGUGAGCCUUCCCACUUGGCAAAUAAUGAAAUCCAUGUUGCUAUUUCUGCAGAGGACAUUGGGGAGGAUGAAAACCCCAUCAAAGACAUCACAGAUAAGAUCAUCGACCUGGUCAGUAAGCGCGACGGGAACAACACGCUGAUUGCUGCCGUCGCCGAGGUCAGGGUGCAGCGGCGGCCGGCCAAGAGCAGAACAGAUUUCCUGGUGCCCUUGCUGAGCUCGGUGCUGACAGUAGCCUGGAUCUGUUGCCUGGUCACCGUGUUUUACUGGUGCAUCCGAAAGCGCCGGAAGCAGAGCAGCCACACCCACACGGCCUCUGACGACAACACCACCAACAACGUCAGGGAGCAGCUGAACCAGAUCAAAAACCCCAUUGAGAAACACGGAGCAAAUACUGUCCCCAUUAAAGACUACGAAAACAAAAACUCUAAAAUCGCCAAAAUAAGGACACACAACUCUGAGGUGGAGGAGGAUGACAUGGACAAGCACCAGCAGAAGGCCCGAUUUGCCAAGCAGCCAGCCUACACUUUGGUAGACAGAGAUGAAAAGCCCCCCAACAGCACCCCUACAAAACACCCAAACUGGACAAAUAAACAGGACAACAGAGACUUGGAAAGUGCACAAAGCCUAAAUCGGAUGGAGUACAUCGUAUAGCAGACGGUGGG